AUAAUCGAUUUGAUGCGGAAGCUUCCUCCCGUACCUAUAGCAGAAGACACCAACGAAUUCGAACUUAGCACUCGUUACGUUGACCAUUUGUUUACUGGUUUAUUUGACGAUCCGGACGAGGACAUAUUACCAAAAACGUCCCGAUAUGUGUACAAGUCGUUUACAUGGGAUGACCUCCACAUGGCGUCGAAUCAUGGCUAUGGGGAAGCUAAGUCGGCUGCUCAAGAUGGUAACAAUCAUUCGAUUUGUCGGGAUCUAUUCUGCAAGAAUGCUCUCGAUGCACAAAACAUGAAAGGUGUAUUGGGUCUGCAGAUUUUGGGAAGAAUGGUUACGUUUCAUGUCUUGAUUCUGCCAUCAACAGGACUUUAUGUCAUGUGCAAGCUGGUAAAAAUGAAGAUAUCUAGCUGCUUGGAUGAUUUAAACUUAUUGUGGAUAUGCCUCACGUUUCCGGCAAAGCCUACCUUUCCGUAG
Zychaea mexicana is the source of this 471-nucleotide messenger RNA. RefSeq lists its product as uncharacterized. Lineage: Eukaryota; Fungi; Mucoromycota; Mucoromycetes; Mucorales; Lichtheimiaceae. The annotation marks the transcript as partial. The record is from RefSeq and is a predicted model, not a curated record. The transcript has a single exon.